Coffea eugenioides is the source of this 2036-nucleotide messenger RNA. RefSeq names its product probable protein phosphatase 2C 38. The record is from RefSeq and is a predicted model, not a curated record. Gene Ontology annotation, molecular function: protein serine/threonine phosphatase activity; cation binding. The transcript is spliced from 5 exons. NCBI's taxonomy places the organism in Eukaryota, Viridiplantae, Streptophyta, Magnoliopsida, Gentianales, Rubiaceae. The coding region runs from base 374 to 1555 and encodes 393 amino acids. Gene Ontology annotation, biological process: protein dephosphorylation.
UCCCCCUCCGCCUCUCCUCUCUCCCCCGUCUCUCUCUCUCUCUCUGAUCUGCGCCUGCCCUUUUCACCAGUCUUGAAGAAUUUUCUUUUUGCUUUUCUUCUUGAAUUUUACCCCUAAAUUUGUUGUACUCAAGCUAGAAAAUUAUGGGAUUGUCAUUUGCCUGCAAAAUCAAAAUCCAUAAAGUCUGAUUAUUAAGAUUAAUGGUGUCAGCAUUCAUUGAAUUUUGUAUAAAGUUUGCAACUUUGGACACGGGAUUGAAUAGUCGGGAUAGAAUAGGACAAAAACUGGGGUUAGGCUAUUGGAAUAACAAGUAUUUGAUUUUGAUUGCUGGUUCGUUUGGCUGAUUGACUAUUUAAGCAUAAUAUGUAAAGGGAUGGUGACCACUACAUUGAGAAGGAUUGUAUCGCCUUGUUGGAGACCUUCUGUUCAAAAUGAAGGUCAAAAUAGUGGUAGAGGAGGUGAUUUGGGAUGUCGAGUUGACGGAUUAUGGUGGUAUAAAGAUUCAGGGCGCCAUGUUCAUGGGGAAUUUUCAAUGGCAAUAAUCCAAGCUAAUAAUGUACUGGAAGAUUAUAGCCAGCUUGAAUCUGGGCCAUUGAGCUUGGAGGAGUCAGGUCCUCAAGGAACUUUUGUUGGAAUUUAUGAUGGCCAUGCCGGUCCUGAGGCUUCUCAGUUCAUAAGUGAUCAUCUUUUUGACAAUAUCAAAACUAUUCAUGAUGCAGAAUAUACUUCAGAGAAUCAAGGAAUGUCAGCUGAUGUUAUAAGUAAAGCUUAUUUGGCAACAGAAGAGGCGUUUCUUUCUAUGGUGGAAAAACAAUGGCUAAUUCAACCACAGAUGGCUUCUGUGGGAUCGUGUUGUCUAGUAGGUAUAAUAUGUAGUGGAGUGUUAUACAUUGCAAAUGCUGGUGAUUCUCGGGUGGUCUUAGGGAGAAUGGACAAAUCCUCAAAAGAAGUGAAACCUGUGCAGUUAUCAACUGAGCACAAUGCAAGUUUUCCAUCUGUUAGGGAUGAGUUGCAAUCCUCACAUCCUGAUGAUCCACAGAUUGUGGUUCUAAGGCAUAAGGUUUGGCGUGUAAAGGGUCUUAUUCAGGUUUCAAGAUCAAUUGGUGAUGCUUAUUUGAAGAAAACAGAGUUCAACAGAGAACCUUUGUUGCCAAAGUUUAGGUUGCCUGAACCUUUCCAGAAGCCAAUUCUUAAAGCUGAGCCAUCAAUAUUUGUGCAGAAACUCUACCCUGAAGAUCAGUUUCUUGUAUUUGCUUCAGAUGGACUUUGGGAGCAUCUGAGCAAUCAGGAGGCAGUUGACAUUGUCAACACCUGCCCACGCAAUGGCAUUGCUAGGAAACUUAUCAAAGCUGCACUUUGUGAGGCAGCAAAGAAACGGGAAAUGAGAUAUUCUGAUCUGAAAAAAAUUGAUCGAGGGGUCCGGAGACAUUUUCAUGAUGACAUCACGGUUAUAGUAGUAUACCUGGAUUCCCCUUUGAUUAGUCGCAGUUCGUUGAGGGAGUCGGUGGUUUCAGUGAGAGGAGGUGGAGGUUCUGUUGAGGAUGCUAAUGCCUAAGGAAGAGGAGCUUUUAAAUGGUGCACAUUGUCCCGUUUGGGUGGAGAAGUUUUAUGUUACCCAGAAAGGUAAAAGGAAAAGAUGAGAAAUAUGCAUAACUUGGCCUUGGGGAUCUCACCGUAAAUAGUGGGGUUAAUGAUUAUGCCAAGAAGAUGCAACGAGAAAAGAACACUGAAAACUUGCUCUGCUGAUUGGCAUAUGAAACUCAGAAGGUUCUGGUUCAUAAUGUUGAUAUGGUUUGCCUUCAGAGGUAAUGAAUGGUAUAUGGAGAUUAACUGAUCACUAUUUUGUUAUUGAACUGAUCACCUCAUCUGGUAUUAUGUUCUUUUUCUUGGUAAAAGUUAUACAUAUUUCUUCUUCGUUUAUGGAGUUGAAACUAAAUGUCAAAAUUUUGUCUCUCUCCCCUUGUACUACAUUGUUAUGGGACGAAAAGUAUUGGAUGUCCAUAAUCCAGUAUUCGUGCACCUUUCUUUGUUUGUGA